Messenger RNA from Apiotrichum porosum, 1707 nucleotides. RefSeq lists its product as uncharacterized. Gene Ontology annotation, cellular component: membrane. The record is from RefSeq and is a predicted model, not a curated record. Gene Ontology annotation, molecular function: carbohydrate:proton symporter activity. The transcript has 2 exons. NCBI's taxonomy places the organism in Eukaryota, Fungi, Basidiomycota, Tremellomycetes, Trichosporonales, Trichosporonaceae. Bases 1 to 1707 code for a protein of 568 amino acids. Gene Ontology annotation, biological process: carbohydrate transport; transmembrane transport.
AUGGCUGGUGGUGUCAAGAAGCCUAUCAACAUUUUCCGCUUGGGCGACCUGGGUGAGCCAAAGGGUGUCUUCAACUGGCGCCUCUGGUUUGCGGUCAUUUCCUUUGGCCUACUCGGUGCCGCCCGUGGCAUCGACGAGGGUCUCAUUGGCGGCGCCUUCCGCUCCAAGCACUUUCAAGACCUCAUCCACUACGACUCGUACUCUGAAGUCGAGCAAGCCAACAUCAAGGGCAACGUGACCUCCAUGGUUCUCCUCGGUUCGGUCGCUGGUUCCCUCUUUGCUUUCGUCGCGUGUGACCGCAUUGGUCGUCUUUGGGCCGUUCGCCAGCUCUGCGUCUGGUGGAUCAUGGGCAUCGCCAUCUUCCUCGGAAACCGCGGUAGCCUUGCCGCCGUCUACGCCGGUCGCUUCAUUGCCGGCUUUGGCAUUGGCCAAACACCCGUUGUCGGACCCGUGUACCUCGCCGAAAUUGCGCCAGCGUCGGUUCGUGGUCUCUGCACCUGCGUGUUCACUGGAAAUGUCUACCUCGGCAUCAACCUCGCCUACUGGGCCAACUACGGUGCCCAGCUCGACUUGGGUUCCAACGUUGCAGCCCGCUGGAUGAUCCCCAGCAGCAUCCACAUCAUGUUCGCCACCCUGAUCUUUAUCCUCAGCUGGUUCCAGUUCGAGUCGCCCCGCUACUGGGUCAAGAAGGGCAAUGUCGAGAAGGCCACCGAGGUCAUGGCAAGGCUCCGUCACCUUGCCCCCAACGACCCCUACGUUGUCAAUGAGAUUUCCUCGAUCAAGGCAGCCAACGACAUUGAGGUGGAGGCCACUCGUGGACUGAGCUUCUUUGGCAUGGUCAAGGAGCUUUUCAAGGACAGGAACGCCCUCUACCGUGUCUACCUCGCCACCAGUGUUCAGUUCCUCUCUCAGUGGUCCGGUGCUGGUUCCAUCACCAUUUACGCUCCCGAGCUCUUUGAGAUCCUCGGUGUCAAGGGCUCCGAGCAAGGACUUUUGGUUACCGCCGUCUUUGGUCUCGUCAAGCUGUUCGCCGCCGUCUUCUGUGCUCUCUUCCUCGUCGACGUUAUUGGCCGCAAGCGCGCCCUCCUUUCGGGUAUCACUCUUCAGAUCAUUGCCAUGGUCUUCGUUGCGGCCUUCCUCACGUCGACCCCACAGCUCGGUGUCGACGAGCACUUCCACCUCCCGGACAGCAAAAAGGCCGUGAGCCGCGCCGCCAUUGGUAUGAUCUACGUGUCUGGUUUCGGUUGGGCCCUCGGAUGGAAUAGCAUGCAGUACCUCCUCACUGCUGAGCUCUUCCCUCUUCGCAUUCGUGCCAUCGCCACCUCGUGGUCGAUGAUGCUCCACUUUGUCAACCAGUACGCCAACGCCCGCGCCGUCCCCAACCUUUUGCUUCCCCUGCACCAGGGCGGUAUCACCCCCGCAGGUACCUUCUGGUCGUUUGCAUGUGUCACCAUCAUUGGCGGAGCCUGGGUCUGGUUCUUUAUCCCCGAGACCGGUGGCCGCUCCCUUGAGAGCAUGGAGCGUCUCUUCCAGCUCCCCUGGUACAAGAUUGGUCGCUACGGCAACAAGUACGCCGACGAGAUCGACAGGGCGGAGGAGGUGGCCGACCAGCCCAAGCUUGACGCCGAGGAGCACAAGCUUGACGCCGAGCACGUUGAGCACGACACCACCGCGACUCUUGAGAAGAACCGCGCCAACAUUGUUUAA